Molecule: messenger RNA, 1647 nt
Organism: Melopsittacus undulatus (budgerigar)
Lineage: Eukaryota; Metazoa; Chordata; Aves; Psittaciformes; Psittaculidae
Gene: LCK
Product: LCK proto-oncogene, Src family tyrosine kinase
Exons: 12
Coding region: 1-1527 (508 amino acids)
Biological process (GO): B cell receptor signaling pathway; protein phosphorylation; innate immune response
Cellular component (GO): extrinsic component of cytoplasmic side of plasma membrane
Molecular function (GO): non-membrane spanning protein tyrosine kinase activity; ATP binding; signaling receptor binding
Source: RefSeq, a predicted model, not a curated record
AUGGGCUGCUGCUGCAGCUCAGACUAUGACGAGGACUGGAUCGAGAACAUUGACAUUUGUGAGCACUGCAACUACCCCAUUGAGCCCAACAGCAAGCCCCAGAGGCUGAUCCGCAACGGCUCCGAGGUGCAAGACCCACUGGUGUGCUACGAGGCCACAUCUCCACCGUGCUCCCCACUGCAAGAUAAGCUGGUGGUGGCUCUUUACAACUAUGAGCCCAAGCACAGCGGGGACCUGGGGAUGCAGAAGGGUGAGAAGCUCCGCAUCCUGGAAGAGAGUGGGGAAUGGUGGAAGGCUCAGUCACUCACCACCGGCCAGGAGGGUUUGAUCCCCUACAACUUUGUGGCCCUGCUGAACAGCCUGGAGCCUGAGCCGUGGUUCUUCAAGAACAUCAGCCGCAAGGAUGCAGAGCGGCAGCUCCUGGCCUCGGGCAACACACACGGUUCCUUCCUCAUCCGAGAGAGUGAGACCUCCAAAGGCUCCUACUCACUGUCAGUGAGAGACUUCGACCAGAACCAGGGUGAGAUGGUGAAGCACUACAAGAUCCGCAACAUGGACAAGGGAGGAUACUACAUCUCCCCCCGCAUCACCUUCAGCAGCCUGCAUGAGCUGGUGGAGUAUUACACACGCUACUCAGACGGGCUGUGCACCCGGCUGGGCAGGCCCUGCCGGAGCCAGCGCCCACAGAAGCCCUGGUGGCAGGAUGAGUGGGAGGUUCCACGGGAGUCACUGAAGCUGGUGGAGAAGUUGGGAGCAGGACAGUUCGGAGAAGUCUGGAUGGGCUUCUACAAUGGCCACACUAAGGUGGCCAUAAAAAACCUGAAGCAGGGCAGCAUGUCACCCAGUGCCUUCCUGGCAGAGGCCAACCUCAUGAAGAACCUGCAGCACCCACGACUGGUGCGGCUGUACGCCGUGGUGACAAAGGAGCCCAUCUACAUCAUCACAGAGUACAUGGAGAAGGGCAGCCUUGUGGACUUCCUCAAGACCUCAGAAGGCAUCAAGCUCAGAAUCAAUAAGCUGCUGGACAUGGCAGCGCAGAUUGCUGAGGGCAUGGCCUUCAUAGAGGCCAAGAACUACAUCCACCGUGACCUGCGGGCUGCCAACAUCCUUGUGUCGGACACCCUGUGCUGCAAAAUAGCUGACUUCGGGCUGGCCAGGCUCAUUGAGGACAACGAGUACACGGCUCGCGAGGGGGCUAAAUUCCCCAUCAAGUGGACGGCACCAGAGGCCAUUAAUUACGGGACAUUCACGAUCAAGUCGGAUGUCUGGUCCUUUGGCAUCCUGCUGACAGAGAUCGUCACCUAUGGCCGGAUCCCGUAUCCAGGGAUGACCAACCCUGAGGUGAUACAGAACCUGGAGCGUGGUUACCGCAUGCCGCAGCCAGACAACUGCCCACAGGAGCUGUAUGAACUGAUGAUGCAGUGCUGGAAGGAGAAGCCCGAGGAGCGGCCCACCUUUGAGUACAUGAAGAGUGUGCUGGAGGACUUCUUCACUGCCACUGAGGGCCAGUACCAGCAGCAGCCAUAAGGACAAUGGGUUGGGGUGCCUGGAGCUGCUCCCCAUGCACCAGGUCCCCACAGACUCUAUGCACAUCAGCUGAGGUCAGCACUGCCUGGACCUCAGCAGUAAAGGUUUGAAGUGCUUCAA